GUGGAUAUCCUGAUAUGCAUGACCAGUGUGGAGACUAUGGAGACAGACAAGAUGUGCUUCGCCGGGCCGCCGACGGUCUGGAACUCUACAAACAUCGCCUUCACCUCGAUCGAGCGUGUGUCCAGGUAUCUCCUUGACUCGCAGACAUACCCGGAAAAACUGUACAUGGGCGUUUCGUUCGAGAUGGGAGUCAAUCUGUACCAGCUGACGGAGACGGAUACUCCAAUAGAGAGCGCUCCAUACGCUCCAUGCGACCAGUUCACGCAGGUCGGGUACGAGCAGGUGUGCGACCCACACGCGAAACUGAAAACAUUGGACAACGUAGUCGUUGAAUCAGGAGUCAUCCUCGACUAUGUCUUCUUCUACGAUAGCUGGGAUACUAUGAAAAAAAAGGUUGACCGCUUGCUGAAGCUCAACCUGCGAAAGAAUAUCGCCUGGCUCCUGUACAACACGCACUUCUCGGACACCCCGUGGACGUGCAGUCCGAGCUUCGACAGGGAGCGCAAGCUGCGGGACUAUCUGGCCAGCAAAACUUAAACAUUCACCGCCGAAGUGUCCGAAUUAGAAGGGAUGAAUAAAAAAAUUC
Rhipicephalus sanguineus (brown dog tick) is the source of this 586-nucleotide messenger RNA. RefSeq lists its product as uncharacterized. The record is from RefSeq and is a predicted model, not a curated record. The transcript is spliced from 4 exons. The coding region runs from base 19 to 537 and encodes 172 amino acids. Lineage: Eukaryota; Metazoa; Arthropoda; Arachnida; Ixodida; Ixodidae.